AUGGGCACGGCUGCACGCAAGUUCCACUCGUCGUCGCUGGGGCGGCAGCCGGGCUCGCCGUUUGGCGACCGGACCGAGCACGUUCUGGCGCCGACAGACACGAGCUGCGGCGAGGAUGCGUUUUUCCACCGCAACGAUGCCUUGGGCAUUGCCGAUGGUGUGGGCGGGUGGGCGGGCGUCGGAGAUGCAGAUCCGGCGCUGUUUGCGCGGCGGCUCAUGCACCACGCCAGUGCCGAGGUGGCCCGGUUCGAGGACAUUGACGAUGAGCAGUUCGCUCACUACCAUGCGGCGGCUCCGGUGGACAUUCUGCGGCGCGCGUACGAGAUCACUUUGGACGAGAUGGAGGCACUGGGUGUGCGUGGGUCGUCGACUGCGUGUGUGGUGGUAUUGCGUGGCGAUGAGCUGCGGGUAGCCAAUCUGGGAGACUGCAGCCUGACGGUGGUGCGCCAGGGCGACAUGCUCGGCACCGAGGAGCACUCCGACGGGCCCUCUGACGCCCAGGUCUUCCGCCUCAAGGUGCAGCGCGGGGAUAUUGUCAUCGUCGGCUCCGACGGCGUCUUUGACAAUCUCUUUGACGAUGACAUCCUCGACGAGGUCAACCAGCAUCUGCCGGCUGCCAUGCGCGCUGCAGUUUCGCCUUUCCACGUUGAUCCGCGCGCCAUCAGCCGCGCCAUAGCCGAGCGCGCCAAGCUCGUCAGCGAGGACACACGGUACGCCGAGAGUCCGUUCCAGAUGCGUGCUAUGCAGGAGGGCCUAUACUACCAGGGAGGAAAGCGCGACGACAUCUCUGUCAUAGUCGCCAUCGUUACCGAUCUCGAAGACUCGCCGGAUCGCCGCUAA
This is a messenger RNA of Linderina pennispora, 840 nucleotides long. RefSeq names its product protein serine/threonine phosphatase 2C. Bases 1 to 840 code for a protein of 279 amino acids. The transcript is spliced from 5 exons. The record is from RefSeq and is a predicted model, not a curated record. Lineage: Eukaryota; Fungi; Kickxellomycota; Kickxellomycetes; Kickxellales; Kickxellaceae.